Megachile rotundata (alfalfa leafcutting bee) is the source of this 457-nucleotide messenger RNA. RefSeq names its product cuticular protein 12 (gene CPR12). The record is from RefSeq and is a predicted model, not a curated record. Gene Ontology annotation, molecular function: structural constituent of chitin-based larval cuticle. NCBI's taxonomy places the organism in Eukaryota, Metazoa, Arthropoda, Insecta, Hymenoptera, Megachilidae. Gene Ontology annotation, cellular component: chitin-based extracellular matrix.
ACCAUGGAACCAGUAUUGUGAUCUAGCUCAUCUUGAGUUAACACCUGCUACAUUUUCUCAAAGGAGAUACUCCAAAAGAAAAACUACAUCAAUCAUGAAGCUGAUCGCAGUUUUCGCCGUCGUUGUCGCUGUCGCCUGUGCUGCCCCUCAAGGUCAACCCCAGGAUGUUGUUCUCGUUAAGGAAACACUCUCUGACAACAUUGGACUCGGCAAUUACAAUUACGGCUACGAACUCUCGAAUGGUCAAGCUCAUCAAGAAACCGCGGAAUUGGUGAACCAAGGAACCGAAAAUGAAGCAUUGGCUGUUCGUGGUAGCUUCACCUGGGUAGACCCUCAAACCAAUGUGAGGUAUACCGUCAACUACGUCGCUGACGAGAAUGGCUUCCAACCGCAAGGCGAUCACAUCCGCGCUUAAACUGUACAGACCUUAGCUUUAAAUAAAUUUUGCACCGAAUUA